Messenger RNA from Xyrauchen texanus (razorback sucker), 1457 nucleotides. RefSeq lists its product as uncharacterized. The transcript is spliced from 4 exons. The record is from RefSeq and is a predicted model, not a curated record. The coding region runs from base 354 to 1457 and encodes 367 amino acids. Lineage: Eukaryota; Metazoa; Chordata; Actinopteri; Cypriniformes; Catostomidae.
UAAAUACAAAGUCUGCAUGUUUUGGUCUAUAUACAUAUCAUAACUGGACUUGUGUACCUCUAGGUCCAUCUGUCUGACAGAAAAGUUGACCUGCAAUCACAGAAGCCUGUUUGGCGUAAUUGGCAGAAACCAUUGUCAAAUAGGACACUUUGGAGGACACAUUGAUGUGAAACAGGAACGAAAAUACAUCAGAAGGCCAAAUAAGUGCCCCUCUGGCUGCCCAGCCAUCUAUGCGACAUCUCCUCGAAAGCUGCCACUUUUCCCAACUCGGUGCACCACUCAUGAAAUGAGGGCGCACCAGCCGACUUCCAUCCCUCAAGAAUCACCCUCCUGCCAGUCGUCAUGUUGAAGAAAUGGCUUCAUUUCCAGUGAAGAGAAUCAUUCCCAAUGAUGUUGAGAAUGCUUUUGAAGCAUCUCAGAAGCACAACAGUAUGAAGAAAUCCAAGAAAGCGAAAAAGGAAAAAAAGGACAAGAGCAAAACCAAGUCUGUGCCUAAUAUCUUUUUGCACGAUGGCUGCCGUGAGACUGCUAUCUUCACACAAAUGCGCAAGAGUAAGAAAAAGAAGAAGAAAACAAAACUGCAGGAUGAUGCCCAGCAAGUUUGGAAAUCGAAAUCCAAAAAACAGCUCAACCAACCAGUUUGCACCAGUCACACUGAGGAUUCACAAUCUGUCAUCUAUAUCUCUCCUGAUCUGGAGGCAAUACAUUCAACUGAGAGUGUGUGUCGUAGGAGUGCGAAAGAGAUGGAUAAGGGCCGAAGUAAAAAGAAAGUAAACUUUAACUUGCCACCUGAGCAGAGCCAAAGAACAAAGGCAAGGGAUGAAAACUUUGCCACUGGAAACUCUUAUAGAUCUGCUAUAUCCUUCCCAAGAGCUGUUUUCUCUGGAAACAUGAGCAUUGGCAAGCAGCUUGUAGGGGAAAGCAUUGUGGAAUCCCAACCGGAAGAAAUGAACAGCCAAGACCUGUUUAUCACACAGAAAUCAUUCUUGGAUCCAUAUGCAGAAUUUUCUAGCAGUGCAAGCGGAAAUGAAGCUACUACAGUUAUGGCGCAAGAGAACCGUCCGUGUAGGUCAACAACUGAGGCAGCUACUCAAACUGAAAACUUCUUCACCUUCCCAGAGCUCUCCUACUCUCUCAGGUUUCAGCAGCAGCACAACACAUCCAUAUGCAUGGAGGAACCGGUGGACCUGAGCAUGCCCAACAGAGCAAGACGAACACCAGGCUCAGUUGUUUUAGCCAAACAUUCUACUGUAGAUUUUGUGAAACCGACUAAGCUAAAGAUAUCUGACACAUCAAGUGAGGAUGGUGAUGUGGUUUCGAAGGCCAAGGGUGACUUGUCCCAGCUGAAGGUCAUUCAGACUCGCCUGAACGAGUCAUUUUUUUUUAAGGUCAAGGGUGAUGACUCACCGAAGCCUAUAUGUCCCCUGAUGAAACUCAAAGCGCUGAAAAAAGACUAA